Molecule: messenger RNA, 1340 nt
Organism: Alternaria rosae
Lineage: Eukaryota; Fungi; Ascomycota; Dothideomycetes; Pleosporales; Pleosporaceae
Exons: 3
Coding region: 240-995 (251 amino acids)
Source: RefSeq, a predicted model, not a curated record
AAUCAGAUAUCCCGCCCCGCACUGUUGCCAUGUAGGAGCUUGUCGCCUGACCUCUUGACUGGGAUGCUGUCACUUGCAAGUCGUUAAACGCAGAGCCGCAUGGCGAUGAGAAGGAUAAAGACAUGUCGAGUGAGGGGGCAGUGAUGGUCUGGAACAAGGCCAGCACAUCCGCCUCACGGUCAAGAAAACCACACCGUUCAUCAAGGAUUUUCUGCACGAAGACGCGCCAGUAGUAAGCGAUGUCGCGCACUCGUCCCGGCUCAGUGCCCUCAUACCUUUUCCAGAUCGACGAGAUUUACGAGAACACGGGGGAUUCUCUUGCCCAAUAUGAUACCCAUGGUAUCUGGCAGCCUACGACAGGUCCUUAUGCGAGUCACGACUUCACGCCUGGUGUAGGUGCUUCGGGCAAAAUUUGGCUCUGCGAUGGGUUGCAGAUACGCGAAGUCUCGCAGCUCCCUUGGAAUGCCCAAUGGUAUAAAACCUUUUCGGUGUACUACGGUUGUGGAGCUGGAUUUUGGGUGCUGCAAGGAGAUGCGCGAAAUCCGCCGGUUCACGACGUUUUCCACAAACUGCAGUUCAACUAUUACCAGCACCCUCCCGAAUCAUCCUAUCUGACUAAUGCUGGUCAACACAACAUGCUCCGUGUACAACUGCAAAACGGGGCGGCAGACCUGCUCUUACCCGACAUAUACCAUACCAACGCUACUGCCUCACAUGUUCAAUAUGGCGGAGUCGUGGGUGAGCUGCCGAUAUUUCUAGCUCUGAUGGCCUUCACGACGUCUCGAGAGUAUCUUCCAUCGGUUUUACCCCAUAUGUUCACAGAAGGGCGCUGGAACCCAUGGCACGGAUGGCGAUUCCCCAGGCUUCCACAGCGCGGUGUUGUUGUCAAAGUUUACAACUGCCCUAUUGACUACCCACCAGAGAGACCACGAGGCUCGACAGCUACAGAUCUCUACAACUACGAGAUAGGUAGUACUGUCAAAUACUUCAACUAGUGGGUGUUCCAGGAUUGGUAGGCGACAGACGCCGCCUAAGCUCGGAUCAUCACCCACAAGCUGUUCUGUCAGCCUUACAGCCCUACCGGCACUUGACCGGUUUCCAUCUGCACCGCCCCGCUUGAUAUACGCAUGACAUACGCUAUUCCAUUUGCAGUAAGUAUACAUGGUCCUACUCCUAUGGACAGUUCAUUGCACUCAAUCACCGUAACGCGGAAUCUUCCUUAUCUACUGCACGAUUCUUAUUCUCGGUUUUAUGCUGGAAACAUCCGCAUUCUCCUGGCUUUGUGUUCUCUCAUAUUUCUUUCACAGAUUGCCAACCACUGUUACAAUAUCCAUGAUCCA